Molecule: messenger RNA, 948 nt
Organism: Acanthosepion pharaonis
Lineage: Eukaryota; Metazoa; Mollusca; Cephalopoda; Sepiida; Sepiidae
Source: the annotation of a GenBank genome assembly
AUGAUUCACUAUUCUUUGUUUUUUUUCCUUCCUUCAUUAUUCACUAUUUUUAUUUUGUAUUUCCUUCUUUCCUUCAUUCAUUAUUCACUAUUUUUAUUUUGCUUUUCCUUCAUUCAUUAUUCACUAUUUUUAUUUUGUUUUCUCUUCUUUCCUUCCUUCAUUAUUACCUUAUUCUUAUUUUGCUUUUCCUUUUUUCCUUCAUUCAUUAUUCACUAUUCUUAUUUUGCUUUUCUUCCAUUCAUUAUUUACUGUUCUUACUUUGCAUUUCUUUCUUUCAUUCCUUAUUCACUAAACUUACUUUGCCUUUCUUUCAUUCAUUAUUCAUUAUUUUUAAUUUCCCUUUCUUUCAUUCAUUAUUCUUACUUUCCCUUGUUUUCCUUCAUUCAUUCAUUAUUCACUAUUCUUACUUUGCUUGUCUUUCAUUCCUUAUUCACUAUCCUUACUUUGCUUUUCUUUCUUUCCUUCAUUCAUUAUUCACUAUUCUUACUUUGCUAUUCAUUCAUUAUUCAUUAUUCUUACUUCUCUUUCUUUCUUUCAUUUAUCAUUCACUAUUCUUACUUUGUUUUUCCUUCCUUUAUUCAUUAUUUAAUAUUUUUGCUUUGCUUUUCUUCUAUAAUUUACUCUUUACUUGUUUUUCCUUCUAUAUUCUUUUCCUUAUUUUCCGCCUUCUCAGCUCUAUUUUAUUAUUUUUCUUUGCAUUCUUCCUUAAAAUUUUUUCCAUUGCCUUUUGGUUUCUUAUUCUAUUUUAACAUUUUUCUUACAUCUUUCUUUUCAUUUUACAUGAUUCAUUUUCUUUCUUUCAUCUCUUUCUUUAAUCUGCUUUUUUUUAUUCCUCUUUCUUUUGUCAUUCAUUUUCUCCUUUUGUCCUUCUUGUUUUUCCCAAUUCUUGUACUUUUUCUCAGUCACUUUCAGCCUUCUGCUCUUCUCCACACUUUUCUUUCUUCCUAG